AUGUCGCGGAACCAACAGCCCAUGAGCAUAGAGGCCAUGCUCGACAUGGAGCGGCAGGAGGUUCUUGCGCUGCUCGGAAAUCCGCAACCGUCUCAGACUUCCCAAGACCGAAUGCGAUCCGCUUCUCCAUAUGCUACCCCGCGAUCGCCCGUUCGAAGCAUGCUGGAUAUCGAUGAGCAGCCUGCUCCGAGCUCUCCUCGCCAAGCCGUGCGAAGUAUGCUUGACACCACGUCCCCUCCUCCACCCAAGAUUCGAAGUAUGCUGGAUCUGGACACUCCUCCAUCCGGCCCCUCAAAGCUUCCCGGCACCAGCACAACUCCAAGCUCUCCCGUUUCUAAACCUGCUAGCCUCGCGCCCAGCACUGUUGGACACACUCGCAGCUUCAGUGAUGCCGCAUCGAAUCCCGUCGAGUUUGGGCCUCGAGCAGCUGGGGGGCGUAAUGAUCCUGUCUCUGGAUACCAAUUUUCUGACAUCAUUACACGCAACACGGGUCAGCAGCUUCCCAAGAGAAACACACAAGGGACUUCCCUUGGGGAUACACUCCGUGGCGUCGAUCGUGAACACAGGCGCUCCCUUGGAGGCGCCAUCGGCAACCACAAAUCCAUGUCCCCUCACAAUCGCCUAGGUUCGAGGUCGAGGUCGCCCGGCACAGUACUUGCUCCAGGCACAGCUAUGCUUGAUGAUGGCCAGAUCUUUAAUCUCAACAACGCCUAUCGCCGGUUGACAGACGCAAACCUGGCGAGCUCGGGGGGCACUCUGUCUGCUCUCCCACUGCGUACUCAAGAUGAUGGCCAGAGUGGCAGAUUAGUCAAGGAUUACUUGGGCCCUGAUGGUGAACACCUGGAAUCUAGUGAAGACGACGACACGUUUUCCUCUGACGACGAGGACCGAGGUCGUAAGAAGGCUCCUCGGACACUCAACCCCGAUGCUAAGGGCGAGACCAGUGAGGGUUCCUCUGGUGAUGGUCGAAAAUCUCAGAGCCUUCUUGCUGCUGCUGAUGAAGAGAGAACCAAGGUUGCUUCAGGGAAGUCAUAUACGUAUCGCUCCCUGCUGUCAGAGCCAGAGAUCAAGGUCACCAGUCCGUUUGGCGACAACGUGAAGAGUACCAGCAGGGCUGCUGUACACCCCAACACGAGCUACAAUACGGGAACAGUAUCAACGGCUGCUUCAAUUAUUGACUCUGACGAGGAGGCUGACAGAGACGACAUCAAAACGGCCCAGAACCUCACCGUGUCUAUGUCUACUAUAAUCUCGACGCCAGAGUCCCAUCGUGCGAUUCGCAUGAUUUACCGUGGAGAGUACCAAAAGAUUGUCCAGCAAGCGGAGGAUGAACAUCAUCGGCUCAGAAAGUACCUGGUGGCUACAGAUAUGAGCGACGAAUCCACACAUGCGCUCGAGUGGGCAAUCGGUACGGUACUACGAGAUGGCGACACGCUCAUGGCCAUCUAUUGUGUUGAUGAAGAGCAAGGCAUUGGUGAUGCAAACCAAGUACCGGAUGAUCCAAAGGCCAUGAAGGAGCAGGCGGCUGCUAUCAACACCGUGGCCAACAGCAAGACGCAGGCCCCGGCAAUGACAGCAGUGCCGGAAUUUGUGCGAGCAUCCAUUCGAGACUCGAAGAAUAACACGCCCAACACCUCCCCUGCGCCAUCGAGCCGAGGAGAGCGCAGCAGAGCAGAGGAAGACCGCCGCCGAGCAGUCAAGGAUAUCUCCGACAGGGUCGUCAAACUGCUACGAAAGACGAGCCUUCAGGUGCGGGUCAUUGUGGAGGUGCUGCAUUGCAAGAACCCAAAGCAUCUGAUUACCGAGGUGAUCGACCUUGUCAGCCCGACAUUGGUUGUCAUAGGAAGCCGAGGAAGAAGUGCGCUGAAGGGUGUCAUUCUGGGAUCAUUUUCCAACUACCUAGUGACCAAGAGCUCGGUUCCUGUCAUGGUGGCGAGGAAGCGGCUCCGUAAGCAGGGCAAGUACAGAGGCGUGAAGCAGGUCAAUAUUCUCAGCAAUCCUGCAGCGAAAAGUCUAUCAAAUGCUAGGAUCGAUUAA
Molecule: messenger RNA, 2037 nt
Organism: Fusarium keratoplasticum
Lineage: Eukaryota; Fungi; Ascomycota; Sordariomycetes; Hypocreales; Nectriaceae
Product: Usp domain-containing protein
Exons: 3
Coding region: 1-2037 (678 amino acids)
Source: RefSeq, a predicted model, not a curated record